This is a messenger RNA of Pipistrellus kuhlii (Kuhl's pipistrelle), 700 nucleotides long. RefSeq names its product barrier-to-autointegration factor-like. Bases 76 to 336 code for a protein of 86 amino acids. The record is from RefSeq and is a predicted model, not a curated record. The transcript has a single exon. Gene Ontology annotation, molecular function: DNA binding. NCBI's taxonomy places the organism in Eukaryota, Metazoa, Chordata, Mammalia, Chiroptera, Vespertilionidae.
UUCUGAUCCGCGGGAGCAGCCAGCGGCGGGAGAAGCGGUUAUGGGAGCUGGAACUGCCGAUCAAUCCUGAUCAAGAUGACAACCUCCCAAAAGCACCAAGAUUUCGUGGCAGAGCCCAUGGGGGAAAGCCUGGCCGGGAUUGGUGAAGUCCUGGGCAAGAAGCUGGAGGAAAGGGGCUUUGACAAGGCUUACGUGGUCCUUGGCCAGUUUCUGGUGCUAAAGAAAGACGAAGACCUCUUCCAGGGAGUGGCUAAAGGACACAUUGGCGCCAAUGCCAAGCAGUCCUGGGACUGCUUCGGGUGGUGCCUUGGAGAGUGGUGUGAUGCCUUCUUGUGAUGCUCUCUGGGGAGCCCCCAAUCCCUAACCCCAGCCUUGAGUCUCCAGAGUUUGCAGGUGACUGGGGGCUACUCCCUUGUCCUCUACAAGGGAAAUGAUUGCUGUCUGCUCACCACCAAUGGCCUUCGGGUUUCAGGGGAGUUCUCUCCCCUCACCAUUUCAACUUUUUUGGAAUUCUCACUCUUGCAUGCAUCUCCCUUCUCUUUCCCGCCAGUUUCAGGUCAACAACCAGCUUUUCUGAGUGGAUUUCUGGCCCCUACCCUCUCCUCUGGUCUGUUUAAUGACAUUUGGCUUCUCUUUUGGCAAAACAGUCACUGUCCAUAUAAAGUUUUUAAAAUCAAUAAAGUCAGUGGCCUUCCAAAAA